This is a messenger RNA of Fragaria vesca subsp. vesca, 1541 nucleotides long. RefSeq lists its product as uncharacterized. The transcript has 3 exons. NCBI's taxonomy places the organism in Eukaryota, Viridiplantae, Streptophyta, Magnoliopsida, Rosales, Rosaceae. The record is from RefSeq and is a predicted model, not a curated record. Gene Ontology annotation, cellular component: cytoplasm. Bases 328 to 1368 code for a protein of 346 amino acids.
GAAGUCCAAAUUUAACACGAAGAUUCUCUGAACUUCUCAGUUCCAAUCACUGCCACCAUUUUCAAGCAGUUCCGGUGAGCCCUCACUCUUUGGUUCAGCCUUGAUCUUAAUCUAUCUGGUUCUCCUCAAAGCUGCAACCUUUAUCAUCGUAUUCAUUCGUUUUGAUCGCUGAUACAGAACCCAGUUAGAUCUCUCUCUAACUGUCAACAUUGUUCUGCAUUUGUAUCAUCAAAUUCAUGAUCACCACUGUUUUUCUGCUCUAAAUUCUGAUCUGGGUAAUGCUAGUUUCAAUUCAACUCGAUCCCCAUAAGCUGGAUUCAUACUAUAAUGAGCAAUAAUCCUUAUGGGUCUGGAAAUCCUAAGUCCUUUGUUGCAUACCCAAGUGGUGAGUUUGAUUUAGAAUCCGGAACCAUUAGAAAAACCCGAAAGCAUAGAAAAUCAAAACCCAAUCCCAUCAAAAUGAUUAGGUCUGUUGGGAACCGCUUGAAGUACUAUUGCAAGCUGCACCCUUGCUUAGUUUUCAUGAUCACUUUGUUAGUUGGGGUCACAAUUCUUGUACUUUUGCCUCUGUAUGAGAACCGGUUUCAAAUGAGCAGCUAUAAAAAAUAUGGCAUGGAUUUCGAUAGCUAUCCUCUGCCGAUUCUCAAGAAUCUUGUCAUGGUUGCCGGGCAUUCAGUUUAUACUAGUAGUAGCUGUGGGAAAGUUGAUAAAGAGGAUUCUUGGUUUUUGGAGUCUUAUCAGAAGAAUCCUGGGCAAGCUUCUACUUUUUUGGCACAUAUACAAGAGGGAAUUGAAACGGCCUCCAAAGACAAUGCAGCUCUGCUUUUAUUCAGUGGUGGAGAAACUCGGAGAGAUGCCGGUCCUCGGAGUGAGGCACAGAGUUAUUGGGCUGUUGCUGAAUCAAAAGGAUGGUUUGGCAAAGAAGAUGUGAGACAGAGGGCACUCACAGAAGAGCAUGCAAGGGACAGCUUUGAGAAUCUUCUCUUCAGUGUGUGCCGGUUUCGAGAGCUUACUGGCAUGUAUCCUCAAAAUAUAACUGUUGUAAGUUAUGAUUUCAAGGAGGAGAGAUUUGCGCAUUUACAUCGGUCUGCAAUUGGCUUUCCUGAGUCGAGGUUCUUCUAUGCUGGUACCCCAGCAAUAUCUACUGCAAAAGAAGCAGCUCGAAAAGGAGAGGCAGUGGUGCGGGCUCAGUUCCAAGAGGAUCCAUACGGGUGCCAAGGUUCACUUCGCCAUAAGAAAUUAGGGCGUGAUCCAUUUCACAGGUCUAUUCCUUAUCCUAAUGGAUGUCCUGAAAUUGAAGGUCUAUUCAGAUAUUGUGGGACUGCUCCUUAUCCCGGGUCUCUGCCUUGGUCUCAUAACUUAAAUUGAUGAACAAUAUCCUACUUCCCUUGAUUUAUAAAAUAGGAUCAAUCCAAUUAAACAGUCAGAAAAGGACUUUUGAAUCUUGCAGUAGUAUAGAUUUAUUUCCCCUUCUAAUCAGUCUUGUUCAAAAAUAAAUAUGGUUAUAUAUAUAGAAGAGUGAACAAUUGUUCAAUUCUGUU